Molecule: messenger RNA, 2426 nt
Organism: Anarrhichthys ocellatus (wolf-eel)
Lineage: Eukaryota; Metazoa; Chordata; Actinopteri; Perciformes; Anarhichadidae
Exons: 4
Coding region: 311-1687 (458 amino acids)
Cellular component (GO): nucleus
Molecular function (GO): DNA binding
Source: RefSeq, a predicted model, not a curated record
UGCCGUGAGCCCCUCCGCCACUCCAAAGCACACACAGGCGGACUCUCGCAGCAGUCAGAGAGGAGACGCACUCUUGCCGUAUUCUCUGCAGUGGAUCUAUAGUUGUUGGCUUCAUUUUUACACAAAACAAAUAACCGUAGCUGUGUUUCAGCUGCAGGACAGCAGUGAAGGCCCAGGAGAAGAGUGGUUUGGCAGCUUCCUAGCACGUCGCCAUCUCUCUGUCCGAACUCCGGAGGCAACAUCCCUGGGAAGGGCUACAGCCUUCAAUAAAACUACAGUGGGGGAGUUCUUUGAAAAUCUGGCUGUAGUGAUGGACAGGCACACAUUCCCUCCACACAUGAUUUACAAUGUGGAUGAAACAGGCAUCUUUACAGUACAAAAACCAUGGCAGGUUGUGACAGAGAAAGGAAAAAAGCAAGUUGGUUCUAUCACAUCGGCUGAGAGAGGAGAACUGGUGACUGUGGUGUGUGCAGUGAAUACUGCUGGGAAUGCCAUACCUCCCAUGUUUGUCUUCCCCAGAGUUAGGUUUAAGGACGACUUCAUGAUAGGAGCACCUCCAGGAGCCAAAGGUGCCUCCACCAGAACGGGUUGGAUGAAUGAAGACACCUGGCUUGAGUUCCUUGAUCACCUGAUACAGCACACUAAGUGCACUCCUGACCAUCCCAUGCUGCUAAUCCUUGAUAAUCUUAAAGCUCACAUCUCACUCAAGGCAGUAGAAAAAGCAAAGAGCAAUGGUAUUGUUCUGCUCACCCUUCCACCCCACACAUCCCAACGCAUGCAGCCUCUCGACGUGACCGUGUAUGGCCCGUUCAAGACCCUAUACAGCCGAGCUCUUGAUGGGUGGAUGAGAUCUAACUCUGGCAAAACAGUCUCCAUCUACCAGAUUGCAGGACUUGUGAAUGAGGCCUUCUUGUCAGCAGUGACACCACGGAAUAUCACUUCUGGAUUCAAGUCCACUGGGAUUUUCCCAUAUAACCGAGAUAUUUUCCCUGAGGAAGCGUUUGCAUCAUCCAUGGUGUCAGACCGGCCAAAUCCUGAGCUGCAGCCUGCAUCCACUGGUCCAUCCACUUCAGAUGAUCCGGAUGGUCCACGCCCUGCAGAUAAUCCAGAUGAUCCACUCGCUGAUGCUAAUCCAUCCACUGCGCGUGGUCCACAUGGAUGUGCCUCGCCAGCUGACUCAGAUGUGCCACGUGUUCCCAGCCGACCUGGAUAUGUGUCUCCUUGUGAAAUCCUACCACUUCCCAAAUGUCCCCCCAGAGCACAAACCAAAAGAAAGCGUGUGAAGACAGCCAUCCUAACUGAUACUCCUGAGAAGCAGACAAUAGAAAAGGCUUAUGAAGAGAGACAAAAGAAACUGGCAGGGAAAAAGCAAAAUAGCAAAAAAAGGGAAAACCGAAAAAGAAAGCACCCAAAAAGAAAAUCAUACAUAGCAGCUCUGAGGAGAGUGAUGUCCCUGUCCCACUUGAUGAUGAGUUUGACAAAGAGAGCUCUGAGGAUGAGAGAAGUGAUCCUGGAAACACAGAUCUGUCCGUGGGUGACUUUGUCCUCGUUAACUUUGCAACCAAACACAGGAGUCUCCGUUACGUUGGCAUGGUUGAGAAAGUUGAGGAUGACGAAAUACUUACACAAUUCCUCAGAAGAAUCCAGGGAAACAAGAAAGAGUGGGAGAGACCCACGUUUGCUAUAAAAGAAAAUGAUGUGGCACAUGUUCCUAAAGGUGAUGUGGUGAAGAAGCUACCUCAACCUAAUAGGCCUGGAGGAACCACACGGAUAGAGCAACUCUUCACCUUUCCCUGUAACCUUCAGGGCUGGAAUGUAGAGUAGGUCUUGUUAUAGAGUAUGAGGCUGAUGUUCUAAUCCAGGUGGGUCUAGUCCUGUGUUCUGAGUCCGGUCCCAUGACUGUGUUCUAAUCCAACUGGUUCUAUCUGUCUUUUGAAUUAUAUUAUGUUGUAUAUGAUUUUGUUCGGAGUUACUUUCAAGUGUUUAAAAAAAUGUGCUUAAUUGACCAAUCGCCAUGAUUCUGUUACUAGUCCGAUAUUAGUUUUGGAAUGUGUGGUUGUCAAUCUAGCCGUCAGGAUCCUAACCGUUAUAACAUGUGUUGUUAUGGUAGUUUUAAAAUGGAAAAAGUAAGUGGAUCAGUUUACCCCCAGCUGGUUCACUUUACCCCCUUGAUUUCUCUGGUCUGUCUCACUUUACCCCUAAGCUGGGGUAAAGUGAGACACAAGACCACUUUUUAAAAUACAAUCAUAUUUCCACUGCCCUGUGUCCUGAAGACAUUCUGAUCAUUUCCAUUGCUAGGAAACAUCCUGAAUUAAUGGGAAAUGUGUAAAUUUUACUGGUAUAUCAUUUUAGCUCGCCUUGAGGGGAGCAAAUGUAAAAAAUGUCUCACAUUAAAUCCCCUACUAAAUUUUAAGAUUUCUAAAUUA